Molecule: messenger RNA, 966 nt
Organism: Cololabis saira (Pacific saury)
Lineage: Eukaryota; Metazoa; Chordata; Actinopteri; Beloniformes; Belonidae
Product: microfibril-associated glycoprotein 4-like
Exons: 6
Coding region: 120-848 (242 amino acids)
Biological process (GO): elastic fiber assembly
Source: RefSeq, a predicted model, not a curated record
UUGAUUGAGGGUUUCUGAUUGGAUGGUUGCCAUGAUGCGAGACCACCUGCAGGUACAAUAACCUCAGUAGGGAUCCAGACUGACCUCAGUUCUUCUUCGUGCACCGCAGAACCGCUCUGAUGGAGAUGCCACCUUGGGUCCUCCUCAUGCUCAUCCUCCUAGCUUCUGGGAUGAAGACCUGCAAAGGAGCCUCCCUACCGGUCGACUGCAGUGACAUCCACCACCAAGACAAUAAUCUGUCCAAUGGAGUGUUCACCAUCUAUCCUGCUGGAUCCACUUCUGCUGUGCAGGUGUACUGUGACUUGGAGUCGGAGGGAGGACGCUGGACGGUGUUCCAGAAGAGGAUGGACGGCUCUGUGAACUUCUACAGAGGCUGGGACCAGUACAAGUUGGGCUUCGGGAACGCUUUUGGAGAGUACUGGCUUGGUCUUGAGAACAUCCAUCAGCUGAUACGUCAGAAAAAGUACGAGCUUCUGGUGGACAUGGAGGACUUCGAAGGAAACAAAACGUUUGCUCGUUACUCUGCAUUCAGCGUGGAUGAUGAGCGUGACGGUUACGAAUUGCACGUGUCUGGAUUCCACAAUGGGGGCGCCGGAGAUUCCCUGAUAUUUCACAACGGGAGGAAGUUCACCACCUUUGACAAAGACCAAGACGACUGGUAUAAAAACUGUGCCAGAGUAUUCUUGGGGGCGUUCUGGUAUGAUAAGUGUCACGGUACAAACCCUAACGGGAUUUACCACUGGGGGGCCGAUGACAGCCGCUUUGCGGUUGGAGUGAACUGGUUAACCUGGAAGGGUCAUGAGUACUCCCUGAAGACCAUCAUCAUGAAGAUCCGGCCUGUUACAUGAGCAUGACCCAUAACCAGAGGUGUGUCUCACGUGUAAUCUGAAUGAAGUGUUUCAGCACUGGGUGGAGAUUUGAAGUGAAUAUUUGUGUCCUGACAAUAAAUGAGAAACAAACAGCUGA